AUGUACAAAGUUGAACUUGUAGAUUCAUCCGAAUUCAAGGAUCGUUCUAAAUACUAUAAACACCUUUUACAAACAUAUUUUCAAUGGAGUUUUCUAAAAUACUUUGUAUAUACUAUAAUCUGGUUGAUUGGUGGCAGAGUAAUGAUCAUACUAUAAUCUAAUAGAUAUCAAUCCUAUAUUCGAUGUAAGGGUUGUAUGUAAUCAUAACUGGAUUUGCAUUAAUCUUUACUAAUUUGGGUACUAGAGAAAAAGGCACUUUAAGUGCAUAUAGCAUAUUUAAUAAAGGAUAUAAGAAGUUGAUGGGUUAGAUGACUGAAGAGGAUGUGGCUAAUAUGUAUAAUAUGGGUGGAGUGAAAAAGAAGAAGGAUGAUUAAAGCGAUGAUGAUGAUGAUGAUAAAAUCUCAAAGGAUUUUGAAGGAUUAUCAAUGGAAUAAAUGAUGGCAAAAUUGAGCAAGUUGGGGAAUAAAUAAUGUUUUUGUAAUUCAGGCAGAAAAUAUAAAAAAUGUCAUUAUUAUAUACAUUAAAGAAUUAAAUAAUAAGAAGAUGAAGAUAGAAGAAAAGGAAUUAAAUAAAAUUGAU
Molecule: messenger RNA, 579 nt
Organism: Paramecium pentaurelia
Lineage: Eukaryota; Ciliophora; Oligohymenophorea; Peniculida; Parameciidae
Source: the annotation of a GenBank genome assembly